This is a messenger RNA of Thunnus maccoyii (southern bluefin tuna), 1329 nucleotides long. It is a transcript of the gene mblac1, whose product is annotated as metallo-beta-lactamase domain containing 1. The record is from RefSeq and is a predicted model, not a curated record. Lineage: Eukaryota; Metazoa; Chordata; Actinopteri; Scombriformes; Scombridae. The transcript is spliced from 2 exons. The coding region runs from base 239 to 901 and encodes 220 amino acids.
CGGACCCUAUCGCGCAUGCGCUCCUCAAAUACCCAUGGUUGACUCAAAUGUUUUAGUGACUGACAGUUCUCUUCACACGUCCAUGCUGACAGCGGCGUCCACGUAUUUAUGUCUAUGCGCGUGAGAGUUGGCAGGCCUGGACCUAGAUCCUCUUUUUUCCGCAUACAUCUGAGGAAAGUGAGAUUCUGCCUUAGUAUAUAUUACCUCUUCAUGCAGUUCUGUGAAGUUUGUCGUCGCGAUGGGGACAGGCAGUAAAGAUCUGUCUGGUCAGCUUCAGAGAGUUCCUCUGUCUGAGUCCCAGCUGGACUUCUCCGGUCAGCCUUACUCCGUGUCCGUCCUCAAAGUCGGAUACAGUCUCCCUCAGACCGACGGCACGUUUAGAGCCGACGGGACGAUCACUCUCAUCACCGGACCCAGAACUAUUCUGGUGGACACCGGGGGGCCGUGGGACCGCGACUUUCUCCUAAUCACACUGAAGGAGAGGGGUAUCGUACCGGGAGACAUUAACUUCGUUGUAGGGACUCACGGACAUUCAGACCACAUCGGGAAUCUGAGUCUUUUUCCAUCCGCGGUGAUAAUUGUAGGAUAUGAUAUCAGUGAAGGGGACACAUACCGUCCUAACAAGCUUGCAGAGGGACAGGCAUACUGUGUGGAUGAGCAUGUGUCUGUAAUUCCCACUCCUGGCCACACAGCACAAGAUGUCAGUGUCCAGGUGAGGGGAACUACAGCGGGCACAGUGCUUGUUGCAGGGGACUUAUUUGAGUCCUACUCAGAUGAGGAGACCUGGCGGGACCUGAGUGUGAACACUGCAGUGCAGGAGGUCAGCCGCCAGGCAGUGCUGCAGACUGCUGAUGUCAUUAUACCAGGACAUGGACUCCCUUUUAGAGUUGUCAGGAACUGAAGAACUGAGUCUGGAGAUCAGUGACAUAUUAACUGGAGCUGCCUGACAUAGCAUCAUCAUACUGAGAGUCUGACUGUUUUUACUCCAACCACAGUUUACACAGGGCCAUCUUGAACACACCUUGAUGAGUAAACCUUCAUACAGAGAAUAGCAGCUCUUCAGUUACCAGCUAAGUCAUCUGGCUGGUAUGUUGGUAUGACUCAUGACAUGUAGUGAACUGACCUGAAGCAAGGUGUGUUCAGCCACUGGCAGUCAACAAAAACAGCUGCUGUUAUGUUACUCUGUAAACUACCUGUGUCUCAUCAUUGUGCUGAAUGAAUGUCAAAGCAGAAGUCCUCAUAUUAAUGUGAAACUACAGUAAAACUGCUUUUAGUUGUGUGUGUGUAUAAAGUAAAAUAAAACACAGUCCCUUCUGCUGCCCAAAAAUG